Messenger RNA from Octopus sinensis (East Asian common octopus), 807 nucleotides. RefSeq lists its product as uncharacterized. The record is from RefSeq and is a predicted model, not a curated record. The transcript has a single exon. NCBI's taxonomy places the organism in Eukaryota, Metazoa, Mollusca, Cephalopoda, Octopoda, Octopodidae. Bases 1 to 807 code for a protein of 268 amino acids.
AUGGUUACAGUGCAUAACAGAUUUGCUGAAUUAUCCACCAACAGGGAUACUGUUACAGAGCAAUAUGGCAAGAUUGUGCAAUCAAAUGAGGAAGUGGCAGCAAAACUGAUACCAAUAAAGAAGAGGAUGAAACAAAGAAAGUUAGCUGAUGAUCCUAGGUUAGAAAAAGCAUGCAGUGAAUUAGAAGUGGCAUUCAGCAACUAUCAAAAAACUGCCAACAACGAUACUAAACAAACUUUCCAAAGAAAGAAAGAGGAUCUAAAACAGGUGUACCAAGAGAAACUGGAUGAAAUGAUCUCCCAGGUCGAAAAUGCAGACACAAAGUGUAAGCACAGAGAAAGUUGGAGGUUGAUUAACUCCAUCAAGCAGGGAAUCAUCAAAGGGAAAUCAAAGGACGAGGGAAUCAAAAAGUGGUCCACUCAUUUCUACGAAUUACUUGGGAAGGAACUAGAAGUUGACAGUGAAACAGAAAAUGAAGAAUUAGCAAAGAUACUUGACGGUUUGCAAAUUGAAGAUGGAGACUUCACAAAACAAGAAAUAGAAAGAGCUACAAGUAACCUGAAAGAAGGAAAACAAACUGGUCCUGACAACAUCCCACCAGAAGUACUAAAAAUAUGUGAUUUAGACAACAUUAUCCUUGAAUUUGCGAACAAACUACUAAAUGACAAUGUGAAGCCAGAACAAUGGUCUAAGAUAGACUCGCUACCACUGCCCAAAACUGGAGACCUGAGUGAUACUGGGAAUUACAGAGGGAUCAGUCUGUCUACCAUUGUUGCAAAAAUGGACAACAAGAUGAUACUUAACUGA